UCGACUCACCGUUGCCGCCCGGAGAUGAAGUUCCGGAAGUAUAUGACUCGAAACCGAUUUCUGGUCUUAUGGAUGUUCUCAUCUGUCGUUCUUGUUGCAUUCGGCUUCAUGGCGACCAAUCACUACGCUGCGAAUCUUCCUUUCAUUACCUCUAACGAGCCAGCCGACCUCGAACGCCAGUUGAUACGGAGAAUUGAUAGUUUGCAAGGAGAGAGGGUAUCACUAAGAGAUGAGCAGGUGGCUGGACGCCUUCUGUGGCUCGUGGAAAGCAUGCAGGGCUUGAAAGACGUACAAGCUGAGUUGGCAGCAAACGUCACACUGCUGCUUACGAGAUUACGACUUUUGGAGAGAGAGAAAGCGAAGGUGCACGGAGGGCACGUUGACACGUUGCAGCGUGCCAAGUCUGUUGUCGUCCCGAGUCAUAUGACGACUGACGUCAGCCAAAAUGAGAAAGUAAAGGAGAGUGAGAGAGUAAAGGAGAGUGAGAGAGUAAAGGAGAGUGAGAGAGUAAAGGAAGUUGAGAGUCAGAAGAGUAAACAAAACGACGGUGCGGCAAGGUCUUGCUUGGGACCAUUUUCGGAUAGAUUUCCUCACUGCGAGGGCAAGAUGAAGUGGAUGAGAAACUUUUGGAAGUCUGAUCAAUGCUAUGCAGAGAAUGGAGUGAAUGGCUCUGAAUGUUCAUUUCAAAUUUACCUCAGUGAGGUAGAAGAUUUCUGUCCUCACUUGGCAUCUCGUUUGCAACAGAAACCUAAGAAGGUACAUGUGCCAAAGCAGACAAGUCGAGAAAGAACGAUAGUCAACACUGACCUUCAAGCUCUAUUGACAUUGCUGAAGGAUGAGAAAUUGGCGUGGAUUAGGACGAGGAUUACUCACAUGUGGCCGGACUGGCAAAAGUCAGCCAACAUAUUAACAACCAACCCUAAACAUAAUCUACAGAAUAGACCUGUCAAGGAGAUUUAUUUAUAUCUUGGAUUGAUAUCUCAGAAAGCUGGGUUUCAGAUUGCUGAGACUGCCUUCCAUGGUGGUCCAUUAGGAGAGCUGGUUCAAUGGGCAGACCUUAUUGCAUCUUUGUACAUUAUGGGGCACAAAUUGAGAGUGUUAUAUGAAGUGGACCACAUUCAAAGGUAUUUUCGGCGUUCUAAAGUUGCUCCAUGUCCGGAUCACAGUUCGUCUGACCAGUUUGAUAUAAUAUUUAUUGACAUUGUUGGAUUGCGUCAAUUCAAGAAAGCCGUUGGUGCAAACUUCAUUCAAUUUAAGUGUCGAUUUCGGGUUUUAGACUCAUUUGGCACAGAGCCCGAGUUCAAUCUUGCCAGCUAUAAACGACCGGGUGAGCAUGGAGAAUGGGGAACAGUUUGGGGAAACUGGAAUUUCAAUCCUCGUCAGUUUUGGACAAUGUUUCCUCACUCUCCCGAUAACUCUUUUCUUGGUUUCAUUGUGGAUCACAAAAUGACGAGUAUGGAUAAAAGAGUAAAGAAAAGGCAGGCUUUGGUAUAUGGAAAAGAACUCGACAUGUGGAAGGAUAGUCGUGCUUUUCUCGACAUCAUCAAUCAGUAUGCUGAAAUUCAUGCAACAGUUGGAACCACUAAGAGUGCUUCAUUGGAUCCUUCCCUUAUUCCAGACUACGUCAUAAACCACGGUGUGUUAGAUAGAAAUGGUAUUCAGAACCUUCUCUAUGACACUAAGGUGUUUGUUGGUCUCGGGUUUCCAUACGAAGGACCGGCUCCACUGGAAGCGAUAGCAAAUGGCUGCUUUUUCCUAAACCCCAAGUUUGAUCCUCCGCAUAAUCGGGAGAAUACCAAGUUUUUCAAGCAGAAGCCGACACUUCGUGCUUUGACGUCACAACAUCCGUAUGCCGAAGUAUUUAUCGGUAAGCCUCACGUUUAUACAGUCGAUGUGAGUGAUACGAAAGCGGUCAAACGAGCGAUGGAAGAGAUGUUGAACACGAGGGCCGAUCCGUAUCUGCCAUAUGAAUUUACUCACAUGGGCUUCUUGGAAAGGAUUUCAACAUACGUAGGGAACCAAGAUUUUUGUGAUCCCGAACAUCGUUGGCCUCCCGAAUCUGUACUUGACACAUACAUUUCGAGAAAAGGACAAUCAUGCAGAGACGUAUGCCAGGAGAAUGGUCUGGUGUGUGAACCUGAGCUAUUUCAUGCCGUCAAUAACGCAAAUGCCUUUAAGAUGUCCCAAGUGACAUGCACCAGUUUCACUAACCAGAAGUCGAUCACCGUUCCAUCGUUUGACGACACCAACUGGUCUUGUUUCCUUCAGUCCGUACCAAUGCUGUUUAGUUGCGUCGGCUCUUCACCUACACAACUACGCUUGUGCCCCUGUAGGAAGUAUCGCAAAGGACAGGUAGCCCUAUGUACAGAAUGCUGGUAGUACUCUUUGUAAUAGAACGAAAAUACCAUAGCUUUUGUUACAAGGGUUCAGUUGCGUUUUCAAAUAAAGGGAAUAACUGGCGUCAUAACAUGAAAUAUAUAUUGCAAUAAAUGGAUGUCGUUGAAGUUGUCUCAUUAAGUUACAUCGAGAGUUCUG
Molecule: messenger RNA, 2535 nt
Organism: Corticium candelabrum
Lineage: Eukaryota; Metazoa; Porifera; Homoscleromorpha; Homosclerophorida; Plakinidae
Product: alpha-1,6-mannosylglycoprotein 6-beta-N-acetylglucosaminyltransferase A-like
Exons: 19
Coding region: 25-2379 (784 amino acids)
Biological process (GO): protein N-linked glycosylation
Cellular component (GO): Golgi apparatus
Molecular function (GO): alpha-1,6-mannosylglycoprotein 6-beta-N-acetylglucosaminyltransferase activity
Source: RefSeq, a predicted model, not a curated record